Molecule: messenger RNA, 746 nt
Organism: Carya illinoinensis
Lineage: Eukaryota; Viridiplantae; Streptophyta; Magnoliopsida; Fagales; Juglandaceae
Product: cysteine-rich PDZ-binding protein
Exons: 4
Coding region: 142-432 (96 amino acids)
Biological process (GO): cytoplasmic microtubule organization
Molecular function (GO): microtubule binding
Source: RefSeq, a predicted model, not a curated record
CCAUCAUUUUGGGCCAACGUUCUUUGUUCUAUAAAUACAACAAUACGCUCGUACGAAGUAGAGGCCCAAUCUGGAACGGUUUCUGAUUAGGGCUUCGAUUUUUCUACUUACAGAGAAGGGGGAAAUUGAGAGAGGACAGCAAUGGUGUGCGAGAAGUGUGAGAAGAAGCUAUCGAAGGUGAUAGUUCCGGACAAAUGGAAAGAAGGGGCGAGCAACACCACCGAAGGCGGUGGCCGCAAGAUCAACGAGAACAAGCUCCUCUCCAAAAAGAACAGGUGGACCCCAUAUGGAACCACCAAAUGCAUCAUUUGUAAGCAGCAAGUGCACCAAGAUGGGAAGUACUGUCACACUUGUGCUUAUACCAAAGGAGUGUGUGCCAUGUGCGGUAAGCAAGUACUUGACACCAAGUCGUACAAACAAAGCAAUGUAUGACAUAUCUGUUGGUGUUAUCAUAUCUGGUAAAAUGCGAUAACUCUAAACAGUAUUGUGUUUGCCACAUGAUUGGUGCCUGAGAUUAAGCGACAAUUCACUCGAAUCGUAUUUAGUGCUGUAAAAGUUCAAUAAUUGUAACAUGGGGUACUUGGUAGUAAUGCACGAUGAACAAGUUAUUUAAUAAUUUGUCGCAUUGCACUUUUACUUUUAAGAUGGAUUUUAGUGGUGUCUGUGUAAAUAUGUUUUUUUAAAGGCCAACUUCUGGCUGUAGAUAUUCGAUACGCGCAUCAAAACGCAUUUUGAGUUUGACCUUU